Messenger RNA from Archocentrus centrarchus (flier cichlid), 2516 nucleotides. RefSeq names its product WD repeat domain 32 (gene wdr32). Gene Ontology annotation, cellular component: Cul4-RING E3 ubiquitin ligase complex. Lineage: Eukaryota; Metazoa; Chordata; Actinopteri; Cichliformes; Cichlidae. Gene Ontology annotation, molecular function: protein binding. The transcript is spliced from 7 exons. The record is from RefSeq and is a predicted model, not a curated record. The coding region runs from base 249 to 1829 and encodes 526 amino acids.
UUAAUCCGUCCUCUUCCGGUGGCGUUUACGCUCACUGUUUUAACGGGUGGCGUUAAGGCGCUGCCAAACCUGGCAACAAAAUAAAUUUUGUCUAGCGUAAUCUAUGCAGCUGAAAUCCCCUGCUAUGGCUCCUUAAAGGAGUGAAGAAAGCGGCGGAUUCAUGCUCAUUAGGUGACCGGAAUCAGCCUUCUUUUCGAGACUCUGCACCCCGAAACGCAAACGUCUGCGCGGACGCUGGAGAAGCUACAAUGAGCUCGGAGCACCAGAGCGACAGCGAGGACGCCGACGAUUCGCGGGACAGGCCCAACGGCGGCAGCGUCUCCGACAAAGAAGAAGACCCUGACAUUGACGAUUCAGAUGAGGAAGAUGACAUCGCUCGGAGGGCUUCUCCUUCGCUGCCGGCUAGCAGCGAGCAUCUACCGGUGCCUAGCGCAGGGUCUCCCGUGUUGGACGAGCGAGAGCCCCGCUGCCGACCGGCCACCGCACCACCGAAGGAGAGCGGCGGUGGUUCCGACGCUGACAGCGGUAGGGGGAUUAGCCUGUUUUCCUGGUUGCAGAGUAGGACUAUAAGACGAGGGGUGUUUGUGGACCCAGCAAGGGAUAACUUCAGGACAAUGACAAGCUUGUACCGCUCUAUGAAUCCGGCUGUAGAGUCUGUCAACCUGAGCACAAAGACCCAUGGAGCCGUCUUCAACCUGGAGUACUCCCCGGAUGGGUCUGUGCUGACUGUGGCCUGCGAACAAACUGAGGUCCUGCUGUUUGAUCCAAUCUCAUCCAGACACAUCAAAACCCUGACCGAGGCCCACGAGGAUUGUGUCAACAACAUAAGGUUUUUGGACAAUCGUUUGUUUGCCACCUGCUCCGACGACACCACAAUUGCAUUAUGGGAUCUGCGUAAGUUGAACUCCAAGGUUUGCUCCUUACACGGCCAUGCCAGCUGGGUGAAGAACAUCGAGUAUGACACUAACACUCGUCUCCUUGUCACAUCUGGCUUUGAUGGUAAUGUCAUCACAUGGGACACUAACAGGUUUACAGAGGAUGGCUGCCCGCACAAAAAGUUCUUCCACACUCGCUACUUAAUGAGGAUGCGCCUGACACCUGACUGUUCCAAGAUGCUCAUUUCUACUUCCUCUGGGUACCUGCUCAUCCUCCAUGACCUAGACCUCACCCAGUCCCUCGAGGUGGGCAGCUACCGCAUGCUGCGGGCACGACGGACUCCCCUCAGCUCAGACGGAGGCACAUCAGCAUCAAGAUCAGCUGGUACUCCUCGCCAGGGAAAUGACUCAAGCAAGAUCCACCCUCACAGAGAAGGUCUUUCUCCCAGAAACAGCCUGGAGGUGUUGACUCCAGAGAUCCCUGGCGAGAGGGAUAGAGGGAACUGCAUCACUUCCCUGCAGCUCCAUCCUAAAGGCUGGGCCACUCUCAUCCGCUGCUCCAGCAACAUGGACGACCAGGAGUGGACGUGUGUGUAUGAGUUCCAGGAGGGAGCACCUACUCGCCCGCUGGUCUCCCCCCGCUGCUCCCUCCGCCUUACCCACUACAUCGAGGAGGCCAACGUGGGCCGGGGCUACAUCAAGGAGCUGUGCUUCAGCCCAGAUGGACGGCUCAUCUGUUCCCCUUACGGCUACGGCGUCCGCCUGCUGGCCUUUGACGAGCGCUGUGGCGAGCUGGUCGACUGCCUGCCCAUCCAGACCAGCUGCCUCAGGGAGAUACGCUCCAUCUACUCGCACAGUGACGUCGUGCUCACCACCAAGUUCUCCCCAACACACUGCCAGCUGGCCUCUGGGUGCCUCAGUGGGCGUGUUGCCCUUUACCAGCCCAAGUUUUAGUAUCCGGUGCUGUUGAAGAAAGAUGAGCUACAGGCCUCAGUAAAGAAGUACUGAUCAAGGUUUCUGCACCGAAAGUCUAAAAUAUAUCAAAGAGGCAUUAAUUUAUUAAUAAUCACAUAACAAUCUAUUAAAAAAAUUGCAUUACCCUAGUGUAAAUUAUACAGCUACAUAUUUUCUUUGAUUUUAGACUUUUGUCAUCAUAUCUUUAUGGAUUGUUUAGCUACUGAAAAAUAUGGCAUCCUUCUGUAUGUCAUAACUAUUAAAGGAAAAGUAGUUAAAAACUCUAAAAGAAAAAUAACAUGUAGGAAUCCUAAAUCAGAUUCCUGGCAUUUGUUGGUGGAUCAGAUGAGCGAGAAUUUCCAAAAAGUGUGAGCGCGACAUAAACGUCAAUUUUUGGAGGCUCCAAUUGUCUUUAAAAUACUCAGUGAAAUAUUGUGACUUUUUUUUUCUCUCUUUGAGCUUUUUCCCAAUAAACUAAGGAAUGAAAAAAAACCUUAAAAGUACUUCUUAACCCAGGUCUGCAGCAGCUAAGCAGGCUGAGUUUGUUUGGAUUGUAGUUGUCAGCUGAUAGCCAUUGACUUGGGAAAACAAAAAUUAAAAAGAGGGAGAAGACCAGACUGCAGUGGUAGUUGGAAACUUUCAGCUUCUCUGUCUGAAAAGAUGCAAAAAAAAAAAAAAAAAAAAAAA